This is a messenger RNA of Humulus lupulus (European hop), 426 nucleotides long. RefSeq lists its product as uncharacterized. The coding region runs from base 1 to 426 and encodes 141 amino acids. NCBI's taxonomy places the organism in Eukaryota, Viridiplantae, Streptophyta, Magnoliopsida, Rosales, Cannabaceae. The record is from RefSeq and is a predicted model, not a curated record. The transcript is spliced from 2 exons.
AUGGGAGAAAGUAAGAUCCUUGGAACAGAAUCAGUUCGAGAAGUGAAUGAAGUUAUUUCUCGGAUUAGAGCAUGGAUGAUUGCAUCUCAAGAUCAACAAAAAAGUUAUGCAGAUCUCAAGAUAAGGGAUAUAGACUUUUCUAUUGGUGACUACGUCUUCCUUAGAGUAUCACCAAUGAAAGGAGUUAGGAGAUUCUGGAAAGAAUUGGGCAAAUUCAUCUCAUGUGUUAGCUAUGAGACCUUGAGCAUACAGGAAGAUCUUUCAUAUGAGGAAAAGCCAGUACAGAUAUUGGAUAAGAAUGACAAGGUGUUGAGAAUCAAGACAAUUCCAUUAUUUAAGGUUCUAUGGAAGAAUAGUGCGGUGGAAGUAGAGACUUGGGAAUUGGAGUCGGACAUGAGAGAGAACUAUAUGGAAUUGUUGAAGUAA